AUGACAGAAUGGGCACUUCCGGACGCCCUGCGCCUGGAAACCCGAGAACCAGGGACUCUGCUCCUCACAGACCGGGGACUCUGCUCCCGUAAAUGGUUUCCUGAAUCUGUGAGAAAGACCAUUGAGCGUCUGCCACCUCACUGGUUAUUCUUGAAACUGGGGGAACCCCUGGCCACAGUCUUCACUGGCUAUGCUCUCUUAGGUUUCAUACCUUAUGAAGGGGACUGGUUAGAUAUUGAAUAUUCUUUGCAGCGAGGAUCAUCAAAGAUCACAAUACACUCAUUGAAGGCCACAAAGUGUAUGCGCCUGCAAGAGGUCUGCGUGACUAGUAUCCACAAACAACAAGGAGUGCUGAAUCACACCAUCUUUUUCACCUUCCACUCACUGAAGUGCCCCAUGGGCUACACCCCUCUUGUAGGCCAUGUUGUCAACGUGGUGGUAGUGCAGAGCAUCCGGCCCAACUACAACUGGAGAGCAAUCUCCAUGAUGCCAGUGAACAAGCUGUAAAGGCGAGGGCCCUGAGAAUCCCUCUUCCAGUUACUCCCACAAGAAGCAGAGGGCCUCAGUUAAUACACAUGCUUAUGUUAUGGCCUCUCUACUGCUUAGAUCUAUCUCCAGGGAGCAUGAGCUCACUGUGGGCAGGGCUUUAUCCAUUGGAACACACGCUCAAGCUGCGUCUUGAUGGCAGCAAUAUCAGCAUAUGUCCUGAGCUCAAGUCCCUGACUUCUGAGAGCAGCAGUGGACCGUCUGCUGCCCCUGGGGCUGGUUUGUCCAGUAAGGAACGUGUAGGGCAAAGCAUUUGACUGCAAGCACCACGGCCAGAUGCUGCAUGGGUUUAAUCUGGAGUCUCCUUGUGGGGUGUGUGUUGUUCAUUUGCCCACUGCCUUUUUAAUCCGCUACACCUGCUCAG
This is a messenger RNA of Onychomys torridus (southern grasshopper mouse), 910 nucleotides long. RefSeq names its product cancer/testis antigen 55-like. The record is from RefSeq and is a predicted model, not a curated record. The transcript is spliced from 4 exons. Lineage: Eukaryota; Metazoa; Chordata; Mammalia; Rodentia; Cricetidae. Bases 1 to 507 code for a protein of 168 amino acids.